Molecule: messenger RNA, 1630 nt
Organism: Neofelis nebulosa (Clouded leopard)
Lineage: Eukaryota; Metazoa; Chordata; Mammalia; Carnivora; Felidae
Exons: 4
Coding region: 1-1362 (453 amino acids)
Source: RefSeq, a predicted model, not a curated record
AUGGUGGUGGAGACGAGACCCCCGUGCGACUUCUCACAGUGGAUGGUGCGUCCACCUCCCUGGGAGAUGGGUACCACCGGCUUGGGGUUUGUCUCCAGAGUAACUAAGCACCAGGGAAACAGCCUGUCCCGGGACCAUUCUCUGAGGGCUAGGCACCCUCAUCUCACCUUUAACCUGGACUUGGGCAGCAGGCCUAACUCGCCUCCCCACUCCCACGUGGGGCGUCUGGCAGCGGCCUUCAAGGCCGGACCAGAGACAGCUGCCUCCGCGGAUCCUCCCUCACGCAGUUCUGCUCUGGCCUCGGGCCUCGGAGAGCAACCUGAGAGCGGGGGCGAGCCGCUGACCCUCCUGGGAGAUGUAGUUCUCGUCCUUCCACUUCCCCUUCCGCGAGGCCGCUGCAGGCUGAGCCGGGACCGCGACUCCCAGAGGCCUGCGGGCCCGGAGGCCACGCCCCUCCCGGCGAGCGUCCCGACCCAGGUGCCGGCCAGGAUCCUCGCGCAGUCGGGUAAGUGGCCGUGUGGCCGGUCGCGUCCGGAGUGCCGUCCCUUCGGCAGCCCUGGCACCAAGAGAGGACGCGAGGCAGGCGCCGGCGCCCCGCAGCUCGAGCCGCGCGUCCGCGUGUGGACGCGAAGGCCAAGGGCGUCUCGGCCGGCCGGGCAGUCGCUGCGCGGGCCGCCGCCCGGGGUCGCCGACCGCCGCGGGUCCCGGGAGGCCGGGGGUAUUGAAAGAGCAGCCAAAGCCACCAGCGACGGGGGUCGAGAAGGAGGGGGUCGUUCCAGGCUGUGGAACGGAAGCAGAGCCAGGUUGGGUGCCCCGUCUACACCUCCAGAGGUCCCUGAAGGUACGGUGUUGGGAGUGCAGGAGCACAAAGGAAACCCGAGAAGGAAGUGGAGGGCCCUGGCAGCCCGCAUGGACCCACAUAGGCCACUCAGACAAGGCUCGAACCACAGAUGGAUCCAAGGCUUGACAACACCCCUCCUGCUGUUCGUGGGAUGCGACGGGCAGGGCAGGAGCUUGGCCAGGGAGGGAAGCGGCCCCCAGCAGCGGGCCGUCCGGGCUUCCAUAUUUUCACCUGGCCACUUUUCCGUGUCACCCUGCACAACGGUCCCGGGGAGCUGGCCGCCUUCGGCCAUUCUUCCUUCCGUAGUCUGUGCGAGCAAUAAACGGAAUCUAGAAAGGGCUCGCGACUUCCUUAGUAGCACCUCUGUCAGCCUGUGCUGGACAGAAUGGAAGGAAAAUGAGGCAAAAGGGGGUUGGGGGGGGGGGAGGGCAGGGCCCACCCGAUUUGGGGAGCGUACCACAGAUCUCCCCUUGCCCGGGGCCAAAUUCUCUUUUCUGCCCCUUGUCUCCUCCAAGGCUUGAUCGAGCCCCUGGAGGUUUGCCCACUUCUUCAGGAUGUUGUAUCCAGAUCUGCCCCAGUCAUCCCACCCGGAGAAACUCCAGUUGGAAGAGCUCUCAGAUGGACCAGCAAAUUCUAGAGGACUGGAGCUGCCCCAACACUGUAUUAUGGAAAUUUCCAGCGGUACCGUUGACAUCUUCCUCGACUUUUAUCACAUCUGGGCAGCCAUCCGUUAAUCCAUUUUUAUUCUUGACGCCUUCAGAGUAAAUUCCCCUCCAACAUUAACUAGCA